This is a messenger RNA of Spathaspora passalidarum NRRL Y-27907, 1302 nucleotides long. RefSeq names its product Pzf1p (gene PZF1). The transcript has a single exon. The record is from RefSeq and is a predicted model, not a curated record. Gene Ontology annotation, molecular function: DNA-binding transcription factor activity, RNA polymerase II-specific; RNA polymerase II cis-regulatory region sequence-specific DNA binding. NCBI's taxonomy places the organism in Eukaryota, Fungi, Ascomycota, Pichiomycetes, Serinales, Debaryomycetaceae. The coding region runs from base 1 to 1302 and encodes 433 amino acids. Gene Ontology annotation, biological process: regulation of DNA-templated transcription.
AUGAGUGAACUAGAUACGGUAUCUCUAUCGUCCCGAACGUCAUCUUCUGGAGGGUCUCGGCCCAAGAAGUUUUUGUGCACUUUUGAAAACUGCGACAAAGCUUAUAGCAAGCCAUCUCUUCUUGAACAGCAUAUGAGAUCACAUACCAAUGAACGACCGUUUAAAUGUUCCCAUGAAGAUUGUGACAAGUCGUUUUUGAGAAAAUCACAUCUCGAUGCUCAUAUGGUAUCACAUGCAACUGACAAACCAUUCCACUGUUCUGUUUGUGGUAAGGGAGUCAAUUCUCAACAACAUUUAAGAAGACAUGAAAUCACCCACUCAAAAUCGUUUACAUGUACAUAUGAAGGGUGUUCAGAGGCAUUUUACAAACAUCAAUCUUUGCGUCAUCACAUAUUAUCUGUCCAUGAAAAAACCCUAACGUGUACUCAUUGUAAUAAAUCUUUCCAGAGGCCCUACAAACUCGCUCAACAUAAUCUCAAGCACCAUGGUGACUCUCCGGCAUAUCAAUGUGAUCAUGCGGGCUGUUUUUCCAACUUUAAGACUUGGUCAGCAUUGCAGUUUCAUGUCAAGCAGGAACAUCCCAAAUUGAAAUGUUCUAUAUGUGGAAAGGGAUGUGUUGGGAGGAAAGGGCUUAGAUCGCACAUGCUAAGUCAUGACGAACAGAAAAUGCUUAAACUUUGGCAGUGUACAUAUUGUGAUAUAGGUAAAUUCCCUCGAAAAGCUGAAUUGGUUAAUCAUUAUAAUGAUUUUCAUGAUGGUAAUAUUCCAGAAAAUCUCUUGAAACGGAGUGAAUUGAUGCGACUUGAACAGUUAUUGAAUAGCAGUGAUCCACUUUCUGCAAAUUCAAAAGAUCUCAAAAAUUAUAAAAUAGUUUCUUCUGAUGAAGAUAGCGAUGAAGAUAACGAUGUUGCUGUUGACGCCCGGUCGGACACAACUAUGUCGCAACGUUCUAUGAACUCGUUGAGUAAAGAUUUAAGUAAAGGAAGAUCUUCAAUAAUUGGUCUUAUUCUGAAUAAUUUUGUCUCAAAGAAGAUUAAAUGUCCCAAGGGUAACUGUGGACGUAUGUUUUCAAGAGAAUAUGAUCUUGACCGACACUUGAAGUGGCAUGAAGAAAAUUUGAGUAAAAUUGAAGCUUUCUUGGAUAACCUAAAUAAUGAAACGGCAGACUUGGAUGAGCAACCUCCUUUGAAAAAGACCAAACCAAACCAGGGUAUUAACCUAAUAGAUGACCACAGCGAUGAUGAUUUAGAUACAUUAAGCCACCAGGAACUUCAACUAGUGGCUGAAUUUACGGAAGAUUAA